Molecule: messenger RNA, 1491 nt
Organism: Epinephelus fuscoguttatus (brown-marbled grouper)
Lineage: Eukaryota; Metazoa; Chordata; Actinopteri; Perciformes; Serranidae
Exons: 11
Coding region: 1-1491 (496 amino acids)
Molecular function (GO): protein binding
Source: RefSeq, a predicted model, not a curated record
AUGAAAGCCAAAUUGCGUGGCGCAGACAUAGCUUCGGUGGAUGUGAACACUCUAGACAUCCUCCAUAUCGCCACACUGGAAGAAAGGGAGCUGUUACUGUCGGCCAUUUACAAUGAGCUGCACCCUCCCAGCGCCAUCACCCAGAGAAUCGACUCUCUGCUCGAGUCCUUAGGUCCCAAUAAUGUUGAGACUUUCACUGCAACAUUAGUGUCAAUGAGCAAAUCUAAGUCCUCUCCUCAUGUGAGCUGCCUCAGCAUGAAUCGGCGUUCCCUCAAGCUCAGAAACAACAGCCCAAACUACACAGCACAGAGGAAUUCUCAACUGAUAGAGAUUACUAUUAAUGCAUCAGAGCGGAUAGUUCAUCUCAGGACCCCAAAGGAAACGACAGUGGGAAAAAUCAUGGAUUCAUGCAUCAAAAUGUUGGGAGUGACAGAAGACAAGAGCCUCUUUAUACUGAAAGAAAAGCAAGAUUCAUCAGAGGAGCUUCCACCAGAUCAGCAGAUUGGGAGUCUACUGACAUCGACAUCGGAGAACAGACAGUUGGAGCUGCACUUGUGUAAAACAGAGAAGUCACCAGUUACUGUUUCACAAAAUAAUCCAGAAGUCAAAAGCUCUAAUGAGAACGGCAACGUCAACAAAAAUAUCCAGGUGACCCAGCCAGCUAAAGAAGAGAGGAUCAGGGAGCUAAACCAACAGGUGGACUCUCUACAGAAUGUCAUCCUUCAGGUCCAGGAGCUCCACCACGGCCUGGUAGCAUUUUGCUCCGAGAUCAAGAACAUGGACGGAGAUGUGGAUGUAGACAGACUUGGCUCUGCUGAGCUGAAGCAGAAGCUGGAGUUGGUUAAAAGCCGACUGAACGACAAGAGGCAGAGCCUGCAGACCCUCAGAGACAACAUUAACAACUCCGCUGCUCACAAGAAGAAGCAGUUGGACGUUCGUCUCUUGGAGAAGAUGAAGCUGAACUGCCAAGUGUUUAAGGAGGAAAUUUCCAUGGUACAUCUCAACCGGCAGGUGGCUCACCUCCAAAAUGCUUUGCAAGAAAGCUACGUUAAGGAGAAAGCUCGGAAAAACAGUUUGGCCAUUGGUAGCCUGAGCCAGCUGGUGUCACCGCAGUCUCCUGCCAUGCUGCUGGUUGUACAGGAGAACCCCAACCGCGAUGGUCAUUAUGGCUUUACGUGUCACUACAGAGAAGGCAGCGGACUAGUGGUGGUCUCGGUGGAAGACUCUCACCUCUGUGUGGAUGACAGGCUGGUGGAGGUGAAUGGUGUACCAGUGGUCAACUCUACACAGGAAGAGCUAACUGACAUCCUGCUGCAGGGACCCAGCGCUAAAAUUGUUGUCCUUCGCCAGCCUCCGCCCACCCCCACCUACCAGCAGUACCCUCUGCUCCUGGAGCACAUGGUCAGCCCUGACCCCAUGCAAGCAAUCAUCCCAAGAAAGGAUGUGGUCACCAUGGAAACCCCUCCACAACGGAAGGUGAUGGCCAUCUGA